AGACCCCAUAUAGUCGCACUAGGUGGGGGAGUCUCUCACCAUUUCUUCUUGAGCCAAUCUAACACGGUUUCCGUUCACUAUAGGGAUCCAAUCACCACUGUUGCCUAGGGAAAUAGGAGAAUGGUACCGUGGGAAGGAGUGAGGACUAACCCUGUUGUAGUCCACCAAAGUCAAAUCAGUAUCUCAGCUCCCCACCGACGUCAAUCAUACGCGGAAUUCACCAAAUGAUUGGAAGCCAUGUGUUAUUGUGUAUAGUGUUAACGAGGUUGACUUGACAUAUGGGGGGAGAGGUUCCACUCUCUUCUUCCUCAAUUCAUCAUAACACAGUCACAACAAGUAUCCUCAACAAACAAUCCCUUAGCCAACAUGGAUUUCCAAUCGAGUGCCCAAAACAUCAGAGUCGAGGGAAAGAAUAUCUUGGUUGCUGAACUCCGAUGCGAGGACGGUCAAUGGCGCGAGGCGAGAGUUAAUCUGGAUGAGCAUCUCGGAAAUGAUGAUGGCCACUUUCAAUGGGGCGGCCAGAACUUCUCCGAGACCGCUAAAGAUGUCCAUUUCGCGAUCGAGGGUGGUUCAAAUGUCCCUGUUCUCCGCGCCCAAUUGCGCGAUCGGAACGGUAACUAUCAACCACGCGACGUCAACCUUGGUGAACGUGUCUACAAUGCAAAUGGAUAUUUCCAUUUCCAGUACUGAUUUGAUCCCUAUAUCAUGAUAUUAUUUGACUAUGGUUGGAAGGACGCCUGCGAGGCACAUUAUGCUCUAGCAUACCGCUGCAAAUUGCCGUUACGGUUUAUAAAUACUUCUUGUAUCUAGUAUAGCUCUUCGGUGUAUGCGAUACCUUUGAACGCAAAUCCAUCCUGGAAUUAUGUUCUCUACCGCAAGAGUCAUACAUCAAGAACUAUCAGUACAGGCACACGAGUACCAUGAAUACGAAACAACAGGCCAUUACCAGCAAGAUGAUAAAGGGAACCUGCCAACCCAUACACCUCCAUAUAGCCAUCCGUGUCCGAUCAACCUGUAACUCUAACCCGAACUCCUUAAAAGCAUCAUAGACCCCCGGGUGUAUCACAUGGUAAAGAAAGCCUGGCAAUGAAAAACAAUACUGACAGAAGAACAAAGCAAAAAGCAGGUAACCGAUGCUGGAAAGCACUCCAUGGCAGCUUCAUGACAGCAGACUCGCAUAAUGCAUAUAUAUAUAAAUAAACAAGGAGAAAGAGAUGGGGAAAAAAAAAAAAAAAAAAA
This is a messenger RNA of Aspergillus pseudotamarii, 1239 nucleotides long. RefSeq names its product CVNH domain-containing protein. NCBI's taxonomy places the organism in Eukaryota, Fungi, Ascomycota, Eurotiomycetes, Eurotiales, Aspergillaceae. Bases 367 to 690 code for a protein of 107 amino acids. The transcript is spliced from 4 exons. The record is from RefSeq and is a predicted model, not a curated record.